CAAUCGCCACUGAAACCUCUGUGACACACGCGGCACCCAUCUCUUGAACGGCGACCUCAGACAAAAAUCUUUGCGCGGGGCCAAAAGCUGAGGAUCUCAUUUUCCUGGCCUUUUUUUUUCGGAGCUCGAAAAGGCCCACGCAAAAGGUGCUUUCUGGAGCAAAGGGGGAAGCUCCACAUGUCGUUGCGGUCUCUCAUUCUGCCACGAGGGAGGGGAAAUUUCAGACACCGAAAAGAGAGGGAGUCAGACUUUGAGCCAGGGACGGUGGCGUUGGACAACAUAAGUGUCUUCACAAGAACACGACGAGGUGAGUGGCAGCUCAGGCCACGUCCCGCCGUGGCAAAGGGCGCUGUUUUUGAAACCCUCGAAUUUCACUCUCCCAAAGCGUGGUGUGGUCACAGUGCCGCCAGGACAACCUCCGACAGUCGAGAUCAACUCUGCACAUCAAGGUUCAUGUUCCACUGGAUCCAGUGGGCUCCGGGGAAUCAGUGGAAAUCAGCCGGUUCCCUUCCGUGAGGACCAAUUGGAGGCUUGACUCUGCAAACCACGGCGAGUGCAGCCGAGGCCAAGGUCGAGGUGGAGUUUCCUCUCUGCCAGGCUUCAAAACAACCACAAGUUACUGGUUCCUGAAACAUCACGAUGGGCUCCACCCCUGCGCCUGUGGCUCUCACCUCGCCCGCCAACAACGGCUCCGUCUGUAACACCCUGUACGACCACCGGGACUACGCCAGGGUCCUCAUGCCUAUUUUCUAUUGCAUCGUAUUCGUCGUGGGCCUGCUCGGCAACUGCCUCGCCCUCCACGUCAUCCGUCCCAAUAUGAAGAAAAUGAACUCCACCACCUUGUACUCCCUCAACCUGGUCAUCUCCGACAUCCUCUUCACCCUGUCUCUGCCUGUGAGGAUUGUCUACUACGCGCUGGGAUUCCACUGGCCUCUGGGCGAGGCGCUGUGUAAGAUCUCGGGCCUCAUCUUCUACAUCAACACCUACGCGGGGGUCAACUUCAUGACCUGCCUCAGCGUGGACCGCUUCAUCGCCGUGGUCCUGCCGCUGCGCUUCGCCCGACUCAGGAAGGUCAGCAACGUGCGCUACAUUUGCGCCGGCGUUUGGCUGCUGGUCCUGGCACAGACGCUCCCCCUCCUCGGCAUGCCCAUGACGAACUCGGAGGAUGGCGGCUACGUCACCUGCAUGGAAUACCCCAACUUUGAGACGGUCGACCACAUCGCCACCACGCUGAUCGGCGCCGUCUUCCUGGGCUACGUCAUCCCUGUGAUCACCAUCCUGGUGUGUUACUGUGUCCUGUGCUCCAAGCUCCACUCAACAGCCAAGACCAACCACUUGACAGAGAAGUCCGGGCGCAGCCGCAAGGUCAUCGGCGUGAUCUGCUGCGUGUCGCUGGUGUUCGUCGUCUGCUUCAGCCCCUACCACAUCGACAUCCUGCAGUACAUGAUCCGCAAGCUGGUGUCGAGCCCCGACUGCGCCGACCUCACGGCCUUUCAAGUGUCGCUGCACGUCACCGUGUGUCUGAUGAACCUCAACUCCUGCUUGGAUCCGUUCAUCUACUUCUUUGCCUGCAAGGGCUACAAGAGGAAACUCAAGAAGCUGCUGAGGCUGCAGGUGAGCAUGUCCUUCUCCAGCGUGGUGAGGACGUCGCCCGAGGGCUCCUCCAAGGACAUCAUCGAUGGCAACAAGAUCCAACUCAACACCUCUGCGACAGGUGGAACCAGUGAGCGGAGACUGCACAGGCCUGAGGAAACUGAAGCGCUGAGCCACCGAGGAUCGCAGAGGAUAUGAGAAAUGCUCGAGUCUCAGCGGGACUAUUUCAGCCAGGACAGUGACUCAGACAAACUGAUCGGAAUGGAGUCGUGUCAUCAUGGACUCGGCCUCUGGAUCCAUAGGAAUUCAUCUGCACCGGACCAGAUUCGUUCACACAAGGGAAGGACAUCAACAUCAAGAGUUUAAUAAGGAACAGAAAGCUGUUUACACAUUUCUCAAGCGGAAGGCUUAUUAUGUAUCCAAGGUGAGAAAGGAGGCGUUACCAAGCAGAGCACGUUGAAGGUGGACAAUCGACUGAGACAGGGACAUUGAUGAACAUCUACAGGUAUAUUCCUUCGAGCAAUUCAGUCACCAAAAAGAAAAACGAAAAAUUGUCAGACCUCAGAACCCAUCCUCACAGCGUAGCUCAAAGGAACUGAGUUGUUUCGGUGGAGGUAGACAUGAGUUUCACUCCAAAAUGACAUCAGACUCACAAUCUAGACAAACCAUUCGUUUCAGCACAAAGUCGUAAAAUCUCAGGAAAAGCGACAAUCUGCCGGUUCACAUCAUGUCAUCACCUGUCAAAUCUCAUCAUUAUCUCGGUCGCUUGAGAUUUUUUUCUUUUUCUCAGGAUACAACUGGACAUGACUAAUAAGCGAGUCUGGUUGGUUGUGGUUGCAACAGUUUGACGUCAGUUUUACUUUUAGAUCAGUUAACGUUUCAACAUGAACGCAUAUUUUAAAUCCGGUGUCAUUCCAUUUGUCGAGAAUGCUGGAUCUGUUUACAUACCCAAUAGUUUUUCGUUUGUACAAACCAGCCAACAUUUUCAUGUGUUUCCUGGGUUUUUAAUGCCCUGUGAUUCACACUUAUGACGGCAACGUGCAAGAUCCUGCUUCAACAUGUGAGUACGGUCGGUGGUAAUCUCCAGAAGACGGAAAUAAUGAUACGACAAACCAAAAAUAUCAUGAAGCUAAGUGUUCAGUGCAAAACUGCAGUGAAACGGAUGUAAUCUAAAAUAAUCCUGUGUGAUGGUGUAGUUUCGACGGUGACGGGGCAUGGGAUCUGUGUGGAAAAGUGUUUGGGAUCCUUAUACUGAAAUUCAUCAAAAACAUAUCCAGUAUUUUUUUUAACCGUGUUUUUGAUAGAUACCUCUGGAUCGUACUCUGCUCUUCAGUCUCCGCCUCCUCACCUCCGACCUUUACAAAACCAUUCGAGCUCUGAGAGAUGUUGAGGAGUUAGAGACACUGUAAGUGAAACUGUUAAUAUGCUCUGUAUACAUUUGAAUAAUGUCAUGAAAUUUGAUGUUUUUAUUGUCCAUAUUUGCUCUGAAGUUCGACAUGUUCUAAUAAAUAAAAAAAUCUAAAAUGUG
Scophthalmus maximus (turbot) is the source of this 3121-nucleotide messenger RNA. It is a transcript of the gene gpr183a, whose product is annotated as G protein-coupled receptor 183a. Lineage: Eukaryota; Metazoa; Chordata; Actinopteri; Pleuronectiformes; Scophthalmidae. The record is from RefSeq and is a predicted model, not a curated record. Gene Ontology annotation, biological process: G protein-coupled receptor signaling pathway. The transcript is spliced from 4 exons. Gene Ontology annotation, cellular component: membrane. The coding region runs from base 640 to 1791 and encodes 383 amino acids. Gene Ontology annotation, molecular function: G protein-coupled receptor activity; oxysterol binding.